CGCCACCAUGGCUCCGACUAACGGUUCUGUAGACCCUGAUCUUGACGAGGGCUUCUUUGAUUCCAUGUUUACAUCCCUAGCCGCCCCGCUCGCUGGAUCAAAGCGAGAUGCGGCCGUUCUGAGCGGCGAUGAACUCCCAAGCCAAUCGCUAUCUCAAGCGAUAGGUACGAGCCAGGGAGAGUACCUGGCUGAACACGUCAAUCCACAGGCUCUGUGUUGCAGUCACUGCCCGGAAGUGCGCCCGUCCAAGCGCAGGGCUUCAGCGCACAAGGUUGGCGAGUUUCACAAUCUUACGGCAGAGUCGCACCCACCGAUUGGCACGGACCAGCAGUUUCCAGACGAUUGCUUCGAGAAAUUCUGCCAGGAGUGCAACUUGGAUGCUGCUUGCCCGCCUAACUGCGAUCUGGCGUGUCCUGGCGACGACGCCUGUGAUACUGUCUGCACGCCGGAUGAUGCCUGCUUCGACCCACACUGCUCACAGAGCCCGCAAGAAUGCGCGGACGGCUGUAUUGACCCAGAGUGCACCAAGCUGUCGUGUCCAGACCAGCCGUGCUUCUGCCAGAAGUGCGAUGCCCUCCCUUGCCCUCUAGGUGACCCCGACAACGACUGUCACUUCGCCCACUCAGCACCUACUGGCGCUGGCACGAUUUACUGUUACGACAACGCCCCUUGCCACUUUCAGGACCAGUAUCCUGCCCACACUGGGCCGCUUGCCGCCUACGAAACCUAUCCAUGCUUCUCUCAAGCUCACACACAUCUCCACGGAGACACUGCCUCAACACACGCCUCCACCGCGCCUACACCUCUGCUGUCGCCCAGCAAUUACACAUCUCUGGAAAGCGCCUUUACCAGCGAAGCUUCUCCAGCUCCUGGGCACGGCUCCUUCAUCAACAGCUGUUUCCUCAACAUCAGUGGAGAUCACUGCCACAUUGACAACUCAUGUUGCCAUGGAACGAGAAGAGCAUGUGGAGAUUAUCCAGCUGCAUCUCAGCAGAACCUCGAUCUUUGGAAUAAUUCUAUAGCCCAAGGCAACGGACUGUCGAACGGCUUCAUGACCUUCGGCCUCAACAGUCACCCUACCUCACCAGUCACCAUGGGUGGCAUGUCAAACGGAGAUAUGUUCAACAGCCAAUACAGCAACUCGAUGAUGGGGUUCAGUGAUAACAAUUGGAUGCUCCCUGGCCCUUCUUUCGAAAACAACUUCUCGCAUACCAUGGGCACCAGUAAACUUGACUUCCUGGCCUCAGCAAUCCAGCAGGAGAUUAUGAAUCCUAUGAACUCUCUCGCUGCCGCAUCUGCGAGAGAUGCUGCUUCAGUCCUCGACACCCCAACAAACCCCAGCACCCCAUCUAGCGAAGCGAACUGCAUUUGCAAGUGGCAGCACGCUCCCGGCCUACUCUGCCAUGCCGUGUUUCCCACUGCCUCCGCACUCCACAAGCACAUCAAGACAGCCCACGUCGACAACUGUGCAUCCUGCUUCUGCCAAUGGGAAGGCUGCGACGCAUCUUCGAAAGACUUCAAGCAGCGUUCUAAGCUGUCCCGCCAUCUGCUCGGACACGCAGGUUACCGACCGUAUGCAUGCAGCUACACCGGUUGUGACAAAACCUUCGCCACAAACCAAGCCAAAGACAACCACGAACGCACGCACACCGGCGAGCGGCCAUACGUGUGCGAUCGCUGUGGCUACACAACAACGACGCACACGCAACUGCAGACACACAUCAGUGCGCUGCACGAGGGCAAGAAGCCACACAAGUGCCGGUUCUGCGACUUCACAUGCGCAGACAGCAGUAACCUGAGCAAGCACGAGAGAACACACCAGACACUGCGCCCCUACCGCUGCCCUCACGUGAACUGCACGUUCAAGCCCGACUGCCGCUGGGAGAACCUCAAACGGCAUCUGCGCCGCUCGGGCCAUUGUUCUGAGCUGCUGAUUGAGACGAGCGACGAGUAUAAAUCGUACAGGGAGAGUGUGCGCAGGGAGAUCGAUGACUGGCACAGGCGGAAUGGGGAUGAAGCUCAGGGCAAGUUGAGUCGGAGAAAGGGGAGAGGGUCGGUUGGGUGAUGAGUUGAUAGCAUUUGCUGGCGACAUUGGCAACAUUGGCGACUGAGCAUCCUUUGCGAUUAGAGCAUCUUUUGAUGUACACGAUACCAUGAUGGAAAAGCAUCUCACCAGUAUUGAAUUACAAAUUAUUC
Messenger RNA from Boeremia exigua, 2196 nucleotides. RefSeq lists its product as uncharacterized. Lineage: Eukaryota; Fungi; Ascomycota; Dothideomycetes; Pleosporales; Didymellaceae. Bases 8 to 2065 code for a protein of 685 amino acids. The record is from RefSeq and is a predicted model, not a curated record. The transcript is spliced from 2 exons.